UCGCAACUCGAGUCGAACACCUCCAAGCACUCCUCUACAUCUGGUGCUUCAGUGCCACCUGCCAGGCAACACGAAGGCCGCCAAGGAGCAAACGGAGCCCAGUACAAAUGGAUGUGCCCUAUAUGCCGAAUUGGUUUUCACGAGAAGGAGGACUAUAUUGGACACCUCUCCUCCGAUGAACACGUUAGUUUUGUUUAAUACUUUUGAAGGCUGCUUCAAUUGA
This is a messenger RNA of Dibothriocephalus latus, 223 nucleotides long. Lineage: Eukaryota; Metazoa; Platyhelminthes; Cestoda; Diphyllobothriidea; Diphyllobothriidae. The record is from the annotation of a GenBank genome assembly.